UGAAAAUGGCGUAUAGGAGAAGGCAACAACGCCGUCGGAGAAACAAGUCUAGAGUGGCGAGAGGGUUAAUCGACCGUAGCAACCCUCUUGAAACCAUGUCUGAGGAAUCGGUGUUUGCCCGCUAUCGUUUCCGACCUGAAACGAUCCUGUUUAUAGUGUCGUUGGUCGCUGGCCAGCAGAGAGAGACCGCUAGGAGCUGCCCCCUGCCUCCUCUCACGCAGGUGCUCGUCUCUCUCCGGUUUCUGGCGACCGGUGGGUUUUGUUCCCUGAUUGCCGAUACGUACCGUAGCAUUUCCGCAUCGUCGGUGUAUCGGUCAAUCAGGGACUUUUGCGGAGCUUUGGUUCCCCUGGCACAGCGCUACAUUAAGAUGCCCGUGGACACGGACUCAUGCAAGUCCAUGUUUUACAAGAUUGCAGGGUUUCCAAACGUAUUGGGAUGUGUUGAUGGCACGUUCAUAAGGAUCAUUGCCCCAAAUAAAGCUGAAGGUGACUAUGUGAACAGAAAGGGAUUUCAUUCACUCAAUGUUCAGAUGAUCUGUGAUGCACAGUUUAGAGUUACCAACUGUGUGGCUAAAUGGCCUGGAAGUGUGCAUGACAGUAGAAUUUUCCGGGACAGUCAAAUCAGUGUGGCAUUCGAAAAUGGUACUUACAAGGGUUUACUUCUGGGAGACUCUGGCUACCCAUGCAAGUCCUACCUAAUGACACCGUAUCUAUCUCCAGCAAACAGGGCUCAAGAAAAAUUCAACAGAAGUCAAACGAAAACCAGAGUUCUUAUUGAGCAAACAUUCGGAAUCCUUAAGCGCAGAUUUUCUUGUCUGCACAGUGGUUUGCGCAUGUCACCCAAGAGUGCAUGUAACGUAAUUGUUACAAGUGUAAUAUUACAUAAUAUCGGCAUUGACCGCCAAGAUGUAAUUAAUGUUGAUUACGAUGAUUGUAAUGAUGAUAAAUUCACUCUCCAAGUUGCUGAUGAUCUGAGUGGAACAAAUGUUAGAAAUUAUCUUUGUCAGUCAUACUUCACCUGAAUAUUGUACAAAUUAUCUUCAAAUG
Molecule: messenger RNA, 1047 nt
Organism: Haliotis rubra (blacklip abalone)
Lineage: Eukaryota; Metazoa; Mollusca; Gastropoda; Lepetellida; Haliotidae
Product: putative nuclease HARBI1
Source: RefSeq, a predicted model, not a curated record